AGAUGCAGAGACCAGCAACAGAAUUGCCGAAGCCGGGGCCGCCUUUGGGAGUCUCCGUGUGGGAGGGGAGAGGACUCAGCCUCACCACCAAGCUGAAGGCCUACCGAGCAGUGGUUCUCACCACCCUCCUCUGUGGCAGCGAGACCCGGACUGUCGACAGCAGACACGCUGAACAGCUCAACCACUUCCACUCGAGCUGCCUCCGGGGACAAAGUCCCAGACACAGAGAUCCCGGAGCGGGCUAGCACCCACCCACAGCGUCUACAGAAAGCCCCAGCCGGGUGGGCCGGCCACGUCGUCAACGCUAACGGUGACAUCAUUAGCCACUUGCGGAGGGAAUGACGCCACGAGUUCAUCGUUUGACUGAGGGACGAUGCCUCCCUGGAAGACCUGCCAUGGCCUUGUCCUCGGUCUCCUGGCGUGCUUGGGUGUGACCCUGGUGACGGCUGAAUCUGCGAACCAUGGGGGGACAACGACUGUAAAAGUGGUCGGUCCUCCAAACCAGACGGGCCUGAUCGUGGUCCUCCUGCUGGUCCUCCUGGCUCUGUUGGUGACCCUGACUGGAGCCUGGUGCAAGCUGCGGGAGUUCGGGGGCACCGGGGCCUACUACCCUUGGCAGCUGGAGAGCGGCGCCCGAGGCACCCGUCGGUGGGCCCGCAUCCUGAGGUCCAUCCUGCCCGGGAGGGCUUCCUCCCAGCGGGGAGACCUGGAGAGGGAGGAUCUGAAGUUUGUGGAUGAGGAGGACGAGGGGGAGGACGAGGACGAGCCUGGGAGUGAGGAGGAGCAGCCCAGGAGUGAUGAUGAUGAGGAGGAGGUGGGAGGAAGCAAGUUGAGGGGGGAGGGGGAGGGGGACUCCCUCAGUGACUAUUCGAGCCUCGGGGGUAUCGACCUGAGGGAGAGAGCAGCCGAAGGGGACGAUGAAUCGCUUCCCCCUCCCUUGUCAUCUCCUCGAGGGAGCCAGGUCCUGGGUGGGCUCCAUUCCCUCGCUGGGUCGGCACCCUGGGGAGAGGCGGGUCAGGACGUGACGGCUCUGUGAGGGAGCAAACAUAUUUGUAUCUUCAUCGUCCUGUGGGAAGGGUUUUGCUGGGAUCUUGCUGUGCAGGUGAUUGCUGUGACCCAGAGGAUGCUGGGGGAUGGGAGGUGACCCCUGUGU
Hypanus sabinus (Atlantic stingray) is the source of this 1153-nucleotide messenger RNA. RefSeq lists its product as uncharacterized. The transcript has 2 exons. The record is from RefSeq and is a predicted model, not a curated record. Gene Ontology annotation, cellular component: plasma membrane. Bases 374 to 1036 code for a protein of 220 amino acids. NCBI's taxonomy places the organism in Eukaryota, Metazoa, Chordata, Chondrichthyes, Myliobatiformes, Dasyatidae.